This is a messenger RNA of Vigna unguiculata (cowpea), 1504 nucleotides long. It is a transcript of the gene PAP2, whose product is annotated as phytochrome-associated protein 2. Gene Ontology annotation, cellular component: nucleus. Gene Ontology annotation, biological process: regulation of DNA-templated transcription. The record is from RefSeq and is a predicted model, not a curated record. NCBI's taxonomy places the organism in Eukaryota, Viridiplantae, Streptophyta, Magnoliopsida, Fabales, Fabaceae.
UUCCAUAUUCUGUUUUGUAUAGUAAAUGCAAUCACAAUCUCUCAUUCUCCCUGGUCCUCCAAUUUUCUCUUUUUCUUUUUUUUGUUACACCACAUAUAAUUUCAUUGCUAUCAGUUUAUACAGAAUGCAUAGAGUUUUACAAUAUAGAAAGUCUUUUGUUUCCACUGUUAAAUUCUGAUUAUCCGGUCUCAGUUUCUGUUUCCAUCUCCCUCUCUAUUAAUUCAUUUCCAUAUCUGAGAAUAACUGAAACUGUUUAACUGUGUGAGCUGAAAUUUGAUGUCUGUGCCAUUGGAACAAGGCUAUGUAGGGUUAUCAGAGGUUUCUGCAAUGGAAGGUUCUGACAAGUUUUCUCCGAGAACUAGUGGUGGCUUGAACCUCAAGGCUACUGAGCUGAGACUCGGUUUACCAGGUUCUGAGUCACCGGAGAGAGAUGGGGGUGGUGUGGAAGAAAAGAAUGGACACCCUUUAGGCAUGGUCAAGAAUUUGGUGUCUGGGGCCAAAAGGGGUUUCUCAGACACCAUUGAUGGGGGUUCUGGGAAGUGGCUUCUCUCUGGGAAUGGUGGAUCUGAGGUGGGUUUGGGAAAAGAGUGUGGCUUGUUCUCACCAAGGGGUAUUGGUGCUAGUGCUGCCAAGGCUGAGUCUGCCAACCAACAAAUUUCUGUUGUAAAAGAUAAAGUUCCUCUGCCUCCAAAACCAUUGAAUGAGAAGAAACCUCAGAUAUCUGCUCCUGCUGCAAAGGAACAGGUUGUGGGAUGGCCACCAAUCCGAUCUUUCAGGAAGAACUCAAUGGCAACUCAGCCUCAGAAGAAUGAUGAUGAUGCAGAAGCCAAGUCAGGGUGCCUUUAUGUGAAAGUUAGCAUGGAUGGUGCUCCAUACUUGAGGAAAGUGGAUCUCAAAAACUUUGGCACUUACAUGGAACUUUCUACAGCACUGGAAAAGAUGUUUAGUUGUUUUACAAUCAGUCAAUGUGGUUCUCAUGGAGUUUCUGGUCGAGAUAAGAUGAGUGAGAGUAGAUUGAUGGAUCUGCUUCAUGGUUCAGAAUAUGUUCUCACCUAUGAAGACAAGGAUGGUGAUUGGAUGCUAGUUGGUGAUGUUCCAUGGGAGAUGUUCACUGACUCAUGCAAGAGGUUGAGGAUAAUGAAAAGUUCUGAAGCAAUUGGACUAGCACCAAGAGCCAUGGAAAAAUGCAAAAGUCGCAACUAGAAGUAUGCUAUUGAUAGAGAAAAGAUGGAGAACUAAUUAUUACUUUUAAACACAUCAUAGAAGAGUCCUUAGGCAAGUGCAUGGCAGAAGCUGGGGAUUCUCUUGCUUGAAUAUGUAAAAUCCUACAUAUAGGAUCCAAGUAUCUUAGGCAAAAUAUGUUUGUUGUAGUCAUUUCUUAGGCUUGUUUACCCUCACUUCUCUUCAAGAACUGCAUUGUGAACUUCAUAAGACUGGAGCUGUCUUACUAAGUAAAUUUUGUAACUCAAGUAUCUAAACUUUAAUUUUGGUGAGCAUUUUGAAA